AGGGAAUGGGCCCAGUUUCACUGCAGGAGGAGACCGAGCAGGAGCCAGGGGGAGAAAUGGAGUGCUACCACAGCCUUCUGCAGGCUGGCUCUCAGCUAGAGAACACACUGCAGCAGGUGUCAGUCCCUAUGAGUAUGAAGGAGGUGGACGGCUACAUUGAAAAGCAGGUGGCCUACCUGUCAGGUGGGCGUGGUGAGGACUCCAGCGUGAUUAUCACCCUCCCAGAAUACUCUGCUUUCAGCGACAUUCCGGAGGAGUCUUUAGCUAAAGUCUUAACAUACCUCACUCUUAUACCUCGAGCACGACAACCAGGUGUAAAAUUCAUCAUCAUUUUAGACAGACGACUGGAUACUUGGACCUCAAUCAAAACAGCACUUGCCAGAAUUGCGGCCUCCUUCCCUGGGAACCUCCACCUGGUGCUGGUGCUGAGACCCACCAGCUUCUUCCAGCGCACUGUCACAGACCUGGGCUUCCGCUUCAGCCAGGAGGACUUCAUGCUCAAGAUGCCAGUGGUGAUGCUGAGCUCUGUGACAGACCUACUGAGAUACAUUGAUGAGAAUCAAUUGACCUCAGAGUUUGGUGGAACCCUGGAUUACUGCCACAGUGACUGGAUCGUCCUGAGAACAGCCAUAGAGAGCUUUGCGGUGACAGUUAAGGACAUAGCUCAGAUGCUGCAGGCGUUUGGCACAAAGCUGGCAGAGACAGAGCUGCCAGAUGAGGGCACCGCCAUUGUACACCUCCUCUCAACCCACACUGACAAAUACAGGAAACUCAAGGAGGCAAUAUGGUCUGUAUCAAAGGAGGGUCGUCACCUGCUGGCUAGCCUGGAGGCCUCUGGGAGAGAGGAGGAUUCACUAUGGGAUAUCAGGCUGGACUGGGAGACUGUGCAGAGGCUACUAGCCCAGCUGAGGGACAUGGAGGCAGCCUUUGACGGCUUCUUCGAGAAGCAUCAUCUAAAGCUCCAACAGUACAUCCAGCUGCUCAGAUAUGAACACAGCUUCCAGGAGAUGGAGUUGUCUCUGGAGCGUCUGGCGACCCAGGAGAGGGAGGUGUCGUUGUCAGGGGAGACGCUGACUCAGACAGAACAGACACUCAGGGACCUGGACAGCCUGGAGGCUCACGCACAGGAGGAGAUGGCCCGUGCCCAGACCAUCAUCCUCCAUGGUCACCAGCUGGCAGCCUGUCACCACUACGCCAUGGCCCUGAUCGUGCAGCGCUGCAACGAGCUACGUCACCGCUGUGACACGCUCAGUAAGGCUCUGAGGGCCAAACACACACACCUCUCCCAGGCCUACCAGCUGAUGCUACGCUUGGAUCAGGCCCAGAGUUGGUGUGACGACGGGGCCUACUUGUUGGCCCAGCAGCUGGUGGAAAAGUUCCAGUCUAAGGAGGGGGCCCAGGCUGCUCUGAAGGACAUAGACAGAUUCCUGGAGGGGGCUCCGUCUCUCCUCAGCUCAGGACCUGACCUCCUGGCCGUGGAGUUUGAGUCUGUCCUCACCCCAGAGAUACAGGUCCAGAUAGGGAAGACAUUUGAGAAGCACACAGCAGUGCAGGAGAUGAUCCACAACAGACAGGUCUGUCUGAGGAAGCUGGCUGAUAAACAUGUCCGUCCCAUUCAACUGGUGGCCCCCCGGCCGGAGAACCCACCCCGUUCCAAGUCCCCACUAUUCUCCCCCAAACAUGGGGUCGACGGUUUGAAGUUCUCCUUCGAUCUAUCACUUCCUGGGAAGAGAACGUCACGGAAAAGCCCCGGCUCCAGAAAGAUUGAGGUGAUGCACGACUACCAGGAGAAUAGGAGCUCCCUGCUCUCCAGCCUGGAGGGAGAGGACAGCCCAGACCUUCUCAAACGUCACGUGAUGAGGGAGCUAAUCGAGACAGAGAGAGUCUAUGUGGAGGAGCUGCUGUCAGUGCUGCUGGGAUACAGGGGAGAGAUGGAGAAUCCAGGCCUUUCAGGGCUCCUGCCUCCUAUCCUGCAAAGUAAGAAAGACAUCCUGUUUGGAAACAUGUCUGAGAUCUACAACUUCCACAGCAGGGUGUUCCUGCAGGACCUGGAGGGCUGCCUGGAGACCCCAGAGGGAGUAGGGGCCUGCUUUCUGGAGCGGAAGGAGAAUUUCCAGGUGUAUGAGUGUUACUGUCAGAAUAAGUCUCGCUCUGAGUCCUUGUGGAGGCAAUUCUCCGACUGUGCCUUUUUCCAGGAGUGUCAGAAGAAGCUGGAACACAAACUGGGCCUGGAUUCUUACCUGCUGAAACCAGUACAACGCCUUACCAAGUACCAGCUACUACUGAAGGAGCUACUAAAGUACAGUCCAGGAGGCUGUGAGGGGACCUCGGAGCUACAGGGGGCACUAGCAGCCAUGCUGGACCUCCUCAAGUCAGUCAAUGACUCCAUGCAUCAGAUCGCCAUCACGGGCUACCAGGGAGAGUUGUCUGACCUUGGCCGGGUGCUGAUGCAGGGCUCCUUCAGUGUGUGGAUCAGCCAUAAGAAAGGCCCCACCCGUAUGAAGGAGCUGGCCCGCUUCAAGCCCAUGCAGAGACACCUGUUCCUGUACGAGAGAGCCCUGCUCUUCUGCAAGCGCAGGGAGGAGCAUGGAGAGGGUGCAGACAAGACCCCCUCCUACAGCUUCAAGCACUGUCUCAAGAUGAGUGCGGUGGGGAUUACAGAGAACGUCAAGGGAGAUGUGAAAAAGUUUGAGAUCUGGUACAGUGGCAGGGAGGAGGUGUACUUAGUUCAGGCCCCCACAGUGGAGGUUAAGAUGGCUUGGCUCAAUGAUCUGCGAAGGAUCCUCACCAACCAGCAGAAACUCCUUAAAGAUGAGCAUUGUGUCAACAACCAGAUGCCAGAACACAUUCAACUGUCUCCGCCCUUGUCUGAGAGCAAACAGCAGAGGGCGUCGAUCAGCUCCGAGGACACUGAGUCAGGGAGGAGCAGUCCAGACCCCCAGUCCCACUCCCCUCAACACCGACGCAACCGACGCAGCUGGCCCGGUGCACCUCACUCAGUAGACAUCUGUGAGGGUCUGGAGGAGUGGGGUGGAGGUGAGGACCCCUCUCAGCCUUCAGACACCGAGGAGGAGGACGCUGCUCAGCUGGCUCCAGGCAGAUAUAAGGCCUUGGCUGAAUGUUCACGAUAUGGCCCAGAUGACCUCACCAUCAAGAGCGGUGAUGUCAUCCAGCUGCAGCACGAGGACAGCGAAGGCCACUGGCUGGUGAAGAACCUGAGUCGCAGACAAGAGGGUAUCAUCCCAGUCCCCAACCUGCACAUGAUUCUGGGAAACGGCAGUAGAGGACAGUCCACCAGACUAGGAGAUCCAGGGAAUCUGAAGGCCAGAAAGCUCAGCUCCCCUUAGAGGGAAAAUGCUGUCUUCAAGUGCUCGCGGGACCUGUGAAAGUAGUUAGUCGGAACCUCGUAUUUCCCACUUCGGAGGAGCAUUGGAGGCAGCAACACCUUUUGUUGGACCUUUACAAAGAUUGACAGACUGAAAAGACAGACUGUUUUCCAUUAGACAUUGUGAGGUCAUGACCGAUGGAAUAUCUUGAACUCUGCUUCCUCAAAGUGCUCUAAUUGGCCACGAUUAGAGACAACUAGCCAAUUUAAGAAGGAUGUAGGAGUUUUAGGUCUGGGUUUUUGAUUGACAUUUUUCUGGGCCAGUAACAUGAGGACCUGUUGUUUUUUUUGCCCACCACGAUGGACAGUGGAUACACUUUAUGAAUGUUACCCUCCAAACACUUUAGACAGCACAGGGUUUUACCAGCACAAAGGCACACGGUUUGGUGAAGCACAAGGGACAUGUGAAAAGGUUUGGGACUUAAAAUUCAAUCCCCCACCUCCUCUUAGACCCAGCCAAUGGGAUUUUCUGUUGGGCUGCUGUAGCUGGAUUACAUCCAUGGACUCUCGCUCUCUGAGGGAUUCUUAACCGUCAUUGCUAAUCAGUGAGAAUGCAGUUGGUGUUUGUACGUUUAUGUGUGUUCUUAUGCAUCAUAAUAAUCUGGGUUUUCGCCUGAAACAUUUCUUAAAAAGAUACUUUUGUAUAUAGCUAUGUCAUUCAUUUUGGAUGUGUAUACUUGAAUGUUGGUCUAUUGUUUGUGGUUGUUCAUUUAUUCGACAUGCUCAUGUUGUUUAGGUAUCCAUCCUGUCUUAUUCCUUAAGGCACCCUUCUCUUAGCUCUCCAAGCUUGAAAUGCCAAAACGUGCCGUGCCAUAAUGCCUUUUUAUUCCUGCAAUGUUGGAAUCGGAGCUCCUCUUUUGAUAAAUGUACUGUUUGCUCUGCAAUAUCAAACGCAGUCUUGCUUCUACCUCACAUCAGACCUAUACUCAACUGGCACUUUAUUAAUGCUUAUAAGCGAAAUGCAAGCUGAAAGAAAACAAGCGGAAAGCUUUACUAUAUUUUCAAAGGCUCUAGAGAAAUUGAGCUCUCCAUGAACGCAAUACCUCCUUCAUAUUUUCUUGAUUCAUACCUAUUAUUUUUCCAUUUUAUUCCCGAAGCUCAAUGUGUGUCAAUGGCAAGUAGACCCCCCCCCCCACCACCAAUAUACAUAAAGUUGUUAAGAUGUCACGGAUGGUAAAUUCCAACAUCUUUUGAGGUGAUGGUGACUGAUAGAGGGGUACUCCUCAGGUCUAUAGUGAUAUGGGGAAAAGCUUCUACCCGCGUGGCGCCGGCAAAGACUGAUGUCAUUCUCCUCAGGAUUUCACUCUGUCUCCCCGGUGUGAGCAGCCCUCUGCCUGUGACAGCACAAAAUGGAGCGAGAGGGAGAAAUGUGCCACUCUCUCUUCCUCUACUCGUCUCCUCCACGGCCUUGCAAUUAAUCUUAGGCAUCCCAUUAAACAGGAUCAUACAGCAAACAUGAAAUAUACCCGCUAUGUCGAACGCUUAAUUAAAUAUUGAUUGCGGACUUAUAUGAAUUUACUACAUCAAAUCAAGGCCCCAGUCGGAGGCCUGCCUUUCAUAUGCUGCGUUUGAUGUGGAAAUGAGCCAGGAAAACAGCGGGAGCACAGCGCCACACUACUAAUGUCUUCUUAUUAAUUAAUUAAUUAAUUUUGCUAUCAAGUUGUUCCUUCGCGGCGGUAAGCAGCUGUGCAGCCCAGUAAAAUUGUCUAUCUACCCUUAACGGAACCCUGCUUGACUGCUGCGCGUCGCAUCAAUGGGUUUCUCUCCUCAUAUGGCAGAAUUAGCUGGGUUUUCUUUUUUUGGGGCUCCAAAAUGCUGCACAUUUUGCACUGAACUGUGAUGUUCAAAAAUAGAGACAGAAAUAUGCUUGAAAAUGCUGUGCGUCUUUGACAAGCGCUGUAAGCUUGUUGCUAAGUGUUUCUCAUAAGAGAACAUAGCAUGGCUAACUGAAUAUUGACCGAACGUGGCAGGUUUCAGGUUUUUAUUAUUGUUCUUCAGUCAUCGUUGUUGAUUGGCUGCUUUUUUAUACAGCUUCACUAUUGUAUAUAGACCAAAUAAAGUAUUUAUUGAAAUAAUACAGGUU
This is a messenger RNA of Oncorhynchus masou masou (cherry salmon), 5468 nucleotides long. RefSeq names its product MCF.2 cell line derived transforming sequence a (gene mcf2a). The transcript is spliced from 30 exons. The record is from RefSeq and is a predicted model, not a curated record. Gene Ontology annotation, cellular component: cytoplasm. Gene Ontology annotation, biological process: dendrite development; intracellular signal transduction. Bases 6 to 3347 code for a protein of 1113 amino acids. Gene Ontology annotation, molecular function: protein binding; guanyl-nucleotide exchange factor activity. NCBI's taxonomy places the organism in Eukaryota, Metazoa, Chordata, Actinopteri, Salmoniformes, Salmonidae.